AAGUGUUUCUUUUUGGGUCAAACUCUCUUUGACCUAUUUUUAUCAAUCACCAGAAAAGCUUGCUUCAGAGAGAGAGAGAGAUAGAGAGAGAGUGAGCUCUGAGAAAAAUUCAGCAAUGGCUUCGAAGCUUGUAGUUAUAAUCGUCUUCAUCCUCGAUCUCAUCGCCGUUGGGUUAGCCAUUGCCGCCGAACAGAGAAGAAGUGUCGGCAAGGUUGAAACGGAUAGGGAGAAGCAAUAUGAGUACUGUGUGUAUGGCACAGACAUUGCUACAAGCUAUGGAGCUGGUGCGUUCGUUCUUCUCUUUGUAAGCCAAGUCCUUAUCAUGGUGGCUAGUCGUUGCUUCUGCUGUGGAAAGUCCCUUAACCCUGGUGGUUCAAGAGCUUGUGCCAUUCUUCUCUUCCUCAUUUGCUGGGUGUUUUUCUUGAUCGCUGAGGUAUGUUUGCUUGCGGCAUCAAUCAGAAACGCGUACCACACACAGUAUAGAAAGUUGUGGAACAUUGACAAUCCACCAAGCUGUGAAGUUAUUAGGAAAGGAGUUUUUGCUGCUGGUGCUGCUUUCACUCUCUUCACCGCCAUUGUCUCUCAGUUCUACUACGUUUGCUACUCUCGUGCUAGAGAUGCUUACCAGAACCCUUCCUACUAAAAACUGUCAACUUCUACUGCAAGCAACGUUAAAGCAUCCAAGGUUGGGGAAUCUUCUUUUGUGUUUUGUUUAGUAUCAUCCAAUGCUACUACUUAUCCAUUAGGAUGUUUAGAUUUUAUGUUGUCUCUUAAAAGGAAACGCUGAUAUGUGAUUGCUUCUUGUGGUAUUCUGAGAUCGUACAUUGUUAUGUCGUCUGUUGUAAUGUGUGAAUACUAAAAAAAAGAGUAGAAAACAUGAUUUGUGUGAUUCACUGUUUUA
Camelina sativa (false flax) is the source of this 901-nucleotide messenger RNA. RefSeq lists its product as uncharacterized. Lineage: Eukaryota; Viridiplantae; Streptophyta; Magnoliopsida; Brassicales; Brassicaceae. The record is from RefSeq and is a predicted model, not a curated record.